Saitoella complicata NRRL Y-17804 is the source of this 567-nucleotide messenger RNA. RefSeq names its product DUF947-domain-containing protein. Gene Ontology annotation, biological process: maturation of SSU-rRNA from tricistronic rRNA transcript (SSU-rRNA, 5.8S rRNA, LSU-rRNA). Lineage: Eukaryota; Fungi; Ascomycota; Saitoellomycetes; Saitoellales; Saitoellaceae. The record is from RefSeq and is a predicted model, not a curated record. The coding region runs from base 1 to 567 and encodes 188 amino acids. The transcript has a single exon. Gene Ontology annotation, cellular component: nucleolus; 90S preribosome.
AUGGCUGCGAAAUGUGUCAAGAAAGAACGCCCUGCUCGUCCUGAACGUCCCGCGAAGCGUACCAACAAGCACGCACCCACGGAAGUGUCAUCGAAGAAGGCUGUGGGAAGGAAGCGUGACAUCGUGGAAGUACAGGCGAUCAAAGCCCGUGAUCCGCGAUUCGAAUCGCUUUCAGGGCACUUCAACGAAGAAGCCUAUCGCAAGAACUACUCCUUCUUGAACGACUACCGCAAAGAUGAAAUCAACAUGUUGAAGGGAACAAUGAAAAAGAUCAAGGAUCCAGAAGAGAAGGCAAAGCUUGAGAAAACACUCACGUCUAUGCAAUCACGAGAACAAGCUCGCAAGAACCAGGAACAUGCCCGCGAAGUCAUUAAAGAGCACAACAAGUCGGAACGCGCGAUGGUCAAAGAAGGAAAGAAGCCAUUCUUCCUCAAGAAAACCGACCAGAAGAAGCUUGUGCUUUACGACAAAUUCUCGAAGCUUGGCGACAAGACUUUGCAGAAGGUCAUCGAGAGGAGGAGAAAGAAGAACACGCAGAAGGAGAAGCGUUUGUUGCCCAACCGGUAA